AUGAAGCGCACUCCUCCUUCUCUACAAUACGUCGUCGUUUGCUCCACACGCGCCACCGCAAUGUCUACGCGCCCUCACUUUCGAGGCGGACGAAACCAAAGCAAUAGAGGCUACUCGAAUCGUCCGAUUUCCGGCGGCGGUAGAGGUCACUACGUGACCGGAGACUCGCACAUCCGGUCAGUCCAGGAGGCCAAUCUCGGCUUCCGGCAAGGCGACACCGGUCAUCACCGUCCGCCGCCGCAGUUUAGUCAGAACAAUCACUUCCUUCGCGCUCCUCCGCCGUCGAACCAGCCCUACCGGCCUCAUCAGCAAUUCCGGCCGCCUCAGCAAUUCCGGCCACCUCAGCAGCAGCGGCUUCAGAAGCCGUUGGAUUAUCGGAACUGGGAGUAUGCCAAAACCACACUGCCUCCUAAUUCUGAGAAGUUUACAGUGCUUUCGUAUAAUAUACUGGCGGAUUACUUGGCCAAUGACCACCGGGGUAAGCUUUACUAUCACAUUCCGCGACAUAUGUUGGACUGGCAAUGGAGGAAGAAGAAUCUGGUUUUCGAGCUCGGCUUGUGGUCAGCUGACAUAAUGUGCUUUCAGGAGGUUGAUAGAUUUCAGGAGCUUCAGGACGAGUUGAAGCCUCGGGGGUAUAGUGGCGUAUAUAAGAUGCGAACCGGAAACCCUUUAGAUGGCUGUGCGGUUUUUUGGCGAUCAUCAAGGUUCAAGUUGCUUCAUGAGGAAUGCGUUGAGUUCAAUAAGCUUGGUCUUCGGGAUAAUGUUGCUCAGAUAUGUGUGCUGGAGUCUUUGCGUAAAACUUCCAAGGAAAAUAAUGCAGCUCUACCAACAAGCUCACCAGGUUCCCAUAAAGUUGUCAUUUGUAAUAUUCAUGUGCUUUACAAUCCUAGACGAGGAGAAAUUAAGCUUGGCCAGGUCAGGGUGCUCCUGGAUAAGGCUCGGGCUGUUUCAAAAUUCUGGAAUGAUGCUCCCAUUGUUCUUUGUGGGGAUUACAAUUGUACUCCGAAGAGUCCGAUGUAUAACUUUAUUUCAGAACAGAAGUUAGAUCUGGCUGAAGUUGAUAGAGAUAAGGUAUCAGGGCAAGCUUCAGCUGAAAUUGGUCCACCUAGGUCAUUUAAUCCUAGUUACAGGGGUCAGCAAGCUCGUAAUUUUGUUCAAUGUUCACCAAUGGUACAAGGGAAAGAUGCUGCAAUAAAGUUAAAUGAUUUAACCUCAGAUUCACAGAACCAGAAUAAUCCAGAAACCAGUGUGGAUGAUGCUCAGUUGAUGAAAAAUGUGUCUCAUCCUCAUGAAAAGGAUGAUGGUGGCCAUGAUGCUCAAGCAAGCAAGGGAACUAAGCAGAAUAUUGUGGAUUUCUCCAGGGUUGAAACUGGAUCAACUUUCCAUGUUCAGGGUGAUGGAUCUGAGGAAGAUCCAAAUACUCCAUACAGUGAAGGUGACUUGUCUGCAAAUUUGAGUGAUGGGAUUCAUAAAUGUUCUCCUGCAGUAUCUUCCCAUUCUGAAAAGGUUAACUCUGAUGUUACUGAGAUAGGAUACAAAGACAGUGUGGAGUACACCUCUAAUUCAAAAAAUGACUUAAAUGUUGGUAUAGAAAAUGAAAGCAUGAACUAUACUACAAAGGAUAAUGUCACCACUGGGGACGGUUGUAAUCCAGAUUAUGUGGAUCCUUUCAACUCUAAAAUUCCUUUGUCUGAUGCUAUUGAAAGCCCCUCAUUGGGGAACUUUGGACAAUUGCCAUCCAACCACAUUCCUAUUGAUGAGCAUGAUAAUGCUUCACCCCAAUAUACAGUAAAUUUCUCAGGUGCAUCUACUAGUGUUGACCUUGAACUGGAGAAAAGUUUGGAAAUUCUAUCUCUUACUGAGCUUGAUGAAGCCAUACCAGAAAGUCAGAACACAGCUGAAGAUGAUAGUACAUUUUUAUCUGCAUUACACAACACCGGAGAUGGUUUCGCAUCUUUUGCUUCCGAUCCUCCAAAGGAAACGUUGCCUGCAUCACCCGAUAGAAUUGAGGAUGGUUUAUCUUCAGGAUUGGAUUCAGAGACAAUUGGUGUGGAACAAAGUAGUUAUGAUCCAUCACUAUGGACUCCAAUGGAAAUAGAAGUUGCUACAGGCAAUAGGGAGUGCACUCUUUUAGAGCAUCCUUUGAAGCUUAAGAGCACAUAUACUGAAGUUGAGGAUUGUACUGGGACCAGAGACUCGAAUGGAGAGCCCCUGGUGACCAGUUAUAAUAGGUGUUUCUUCGGCACAGUAGAUUACAUCUGGCGGUCUGAAGGUCUGCAGACUGUCAGGGUCCUUGCUCCAAUUCCAAAACAUGCUAUGCAAUGGACUUCAGGGUUCCCAACCCGGAGAUGGGGUAGUGAUCACAUUGCCUUGGCUACUGAGUUGGUGUUCACGAAGUGCUCUGACCAAUCAUAACUCUGAACUCUGCCAGCAGUAUAGUCAAUAGUCUUGACAUUUGAAGAAGAAUGUGCUUGCGGGAGAGCUCCAGGUCACUCACUGUCUCGUAAUACCUUUAGUUUACCUCUGCUGCUUGCAUUAGGCUCUGGGAGAAUCUCAGUCACUUGGUUCUCUUCCAAUAAUUUGAUGGCAGUGUUGAGUCUCUUGCUGCAACCUGGUACAUAUUACAUUUUUGGUGCCAACUCUUGUAUAUGAUUUUGGUCUUCUGAGUAGAUUUCUGAUCUAGAGAUAUUCAUUGACAUGUUCCUGAACACAAGUGUUAUCUGUAUUUACACCACUUAAGUUAACUAUCAGGUUAGUGCAUUUCAUCGAGGUCAUGGUGAUAGCUCUCAAUCGGAGCUACUUGCUACGUUACCAUUCUGUAAGUUUGAUCUGCUCAUCACUCAUUCAGUGUCUGAGCUUGCACGCUUUUAUGAUGCUCAAAAUGCUUUUACUGGUAGCGCUUUUAUC
Messenger RNA from Fragaria vesca subsp. vesca, 2907 nucleotides. RefSeq names its product carbon catabolite repressor protein 4 homolog 6-like. Bases 1 to 2415 code for a protein of 804 amino acids. The transcript is spliced from 15 exons. Gene Ontology annotation, molecular function: 3'-5'-RNA exonuclease activity. NCBI's taxonomy places the organism in Eukaryota, Viridiplantae, Streptophyta, Magnoliopsida, Rosales, Rosaceae. The record is from RefSeq and is a predicted model, not a curated record.